This is a messenger RNA of Colias croceus (clouded yellow), 1119 nucleotides long. Its product is annotated as trypsin CFT-1-like. The record is from RefSeq and is a predicted model, not a curated record. Lineage: Eukaryota; Metazoa; Arthropoda; Insecta; Lepidoptera; Pieridae. The transcript has 4 exons. Gene Ontology annotation, biological process: proteolysis. Gene Ontology annotation, molecular function: serine-type endopeptidase activity. Bases 249 to 1019 code for a protein of 256 amino acids.
UUAGUAUUUAUUAGCUUUGCAUAAUUACCUAAUAAUAUGUUGCGUAAAUAUGUUUGUUGAUUUUAUUUGGAAAAAUAUCGGAAAAUCCUUUUUUGAUAAAUUUUAAUUCAGUUGAAUCAAUCAAGUACGUUAUAGGAUCUAAACCAUAAUAAAUUAUAAAUAAGAUUAAAUUAUUUCUUAUCUUUGUGAAUUGAGUAUAUAUAAAAUGUUUCCUUCACUAUUAUGUUGCUUGGGAAAUAGUUUACAAAAUGCGAGCGCUUAUACUAUUGUUUUGUUUAAUCUUGGCUGUUACAGCCUACAAGCCCAGGCACCAGAGGAUCGUCGGUGGGUCUGUGACCACCAUCGACCGCUAUCCUUACGGUGUUGCUAUGCUCUACUCCAGGACCGGUCUCUCCUUCAACCAAGCAUGUGGUGGAACUAUCAUUAACAACAGAUCCGUCCUGUCUGCUGCUCACUGCUUCUUCCAUGACCCCCCAAGCCGGUGGCGCAUGCGCGUCGGAUCCACAUUCGGAAGCAGCGGCGGUGUGGUGCACAUCACCAACAAUAUCAUAAUGCAUCCACAGUACAAUGAUAAUAAUUUGGACAACGACGUUGCUAUCGUCCGUUCCAACACAGCUUUCGUGUACAACGCGAACGUAGCUCCUGGCAGUAUCGCCAGCUCUAACUACUUCCUUGCUGAUAAUCAGGUCGUUUGGGCAAUUGGAUGGGGAAUGACUUCGGGUACCGGCUCAUCAUCCAAUCAGUUGCGCCAUGUCCAAAUUUGGACCAUAAAUCGGCAAACAUGCAGGGACCGUUGGCGUGAACUCCGUGGUGAAGUCACUGACAAUAUGUUAUGUACUGGCUGGCUGGAUGUUGGUGGUCGUGACCAAUGCGGUGGUGACUCUGGUGGUCCUCUGCUUCACAAUAACGUGGUUGUCGGCGUGUGUUCUUGGGGCCACGAGGAAUGUGCUCAUCCCCGAUACCCAGGGGUCAAUGCCCUCGUUUCCCGCUAUACCAGCUGGAUAACCUCUAAUGCUUGAUUUCGUAUUCUAUCGUUUGGCUGCGUAGAAUCAGUGAAUAUGUAUUAUGGGAAUUAACAGUGUGCUCAGGGUACCAUUUUUUUAUGUAAAUAAAGAAGAA